Pezoporus occidentalis (night parrot) is the source of this 785-nucleotide messenger RNA. It is a transcript of the gene AP1S1, whose product is annotated as adaptor related protein complex 1 subunit sigma 1. Bases 112 to 588 code for a protein of 158 amino acids. The transcript has 5 exons. Gene Ontology annotation, cellular component: membrane coat; intracellular membrane-bounded organelle; AP-1 adaptor complex. Gene Ontology annotation, molecular function: clathrin-cargo adaptor activity. NCBI's taxonomy places the organism in Eukaryota, Metazoa, Chordata, Aves, Psittaciformes, Psittacidae. The record is from RefSeq and is a predicted model, not a curated record. Gene Ontology annotation, biological process: vesicle-mediated transport; intracellular protein transport.
ACCGGGAUACCGGGAUAACGGCACCGGGAUACCGGGAACAGCGCGGUAACGGCAGCGGGAGCACAACGGCACCGGGAGCACCGGAACAUCCGGGAUACCGGGACCGCCGCCAUGAUGCGGUUCAUGCUGCUGUUCAGCCGGCAGGGGAAGCUCCGCCUGCAGAAGUGGUUCCUGGCCACGGCCGACAGGGACAAGAAGAAGCUGGUGCGGGAGCUGAUGCAGGUGGUGCUGGCGCGCAAGCCCAAGAUGUGCAGCUUCCUGGAGUGGAGGGACCUCAAGGUGGUUUACAAGAGGUACGCCAGCCUCUACUUCUGCUGCGCCAUCGAGGGGCAGGACAAUGAACUCAUCACGCUGGAGCUCAUCCACCGCUACGUGGAGCUGCUCGACAAGUACUUCGGCAGCGUGAGUGGGCUGGACAUCAUCUUCAACUUCGAGAAGGCGUACUUCAUCCUGGACGAGUUCGUGAUGGGCGGCGAGAUCCAGGACACCUCCAAGAAGAGCGUCCUCAAGGCCAUCGAGCAGGCGGAUCUGCUGCAGGAGGAGGAUGAGUCCCCCCGCAGCGUGCUGGAAGAGAUGGGGCUGGCAUAGCCCACCCGUAUGGGGUGUGGGGGGACACCCCCAUAUUAAUGCCCCUCCCCCCCCCCCAUUCAUCCACAUGGGACCAACCCUGGACACAACAACAGGGAGGGGGAGGCACCCCAAAAGGCCCCCCACAAGCUGUAAAUAUAUAUAUAUAUGGGGGGGCAUCCCCUUAUUGGGGGGGGGCAGCGCUUCAGGGUCCCUGU